UAUCACGAAAGCGCGCCACCGCGCGCGCACGCCUCUCUCACCGCUCGCAGGGCGUUUCAAGUGCUGCGGUACAGCCCUGCCGUGCCCAUUCUCGCUGCCGUCGAAGCUCGCGCGCGUCCGCUGCGUUUAUAGCAAGCCAGAGCCAAGCUAGCCCAAAAGCCAAUAACGCGAUGUCGCUCCGCGACAAGCUCGUCGCCUACCGCAAGCGCGUCGCCGACGGCAAGCCGGCCUUCUGCGUUUUUGAUAAUAAGACGAUCGACGCCAUCGUCGACGCCAAGCCCACGUCCGUCGCGGCCUUCGGCCGCGUCGCCGGCAUCGGCCCGACGAAGCGCGAAAAGUACGGCGAAGACGUCGUGCGCAUCUGCGCCGAGCACGGCGGCGGCGCUUCUGGAAAACCGCUCGGACCGUCGAGGCCGCGGAAGCGCGUCGCCCAACCCAGCAACGGGGGAGGCGCCCUCGAGGGCUUCUUCGCGCCGCGCGGCAAGAAGGCCAAGGUCGAGCUCCCGCCCGGGCCCGCGCCGCCGAAAAAAGAGGACCUCACGGCCGACCAAGUGCACGCCGCCGAGGUGGCUAUUGGAGGGCGCAGCGUCUUUUUGACGGGCGGCGCCGGCACGGGCAAGUCGUUUCUAUUAAGGUACAUCAUCUCCGAGUUGAGAAAAAAAUAUACUCAAGAGGGCGCCGUCGCCGUGACGGCGCCCACUGGUAUUGCAGCCCAACAUGUCGGCGGCGUGACGAUCCACUCGUGGUCGGGCAUGGGUUUGGGCAAGGGCCGCGUCGAGCAGAUCGUCGAGAGGGUAUCGAAGAGCGGGCCGGCGACGAGACGAUGGAACGACGCCCGCGUCUUAGUCAUUGACGAGGUGUCCAUGCUUGACAGCGAGUUAUUUUCAGCUUUAGAUGGCAUUGGGCGAAGGACGCGGAGAAACGAGACGGAGCCCUUCGGGGGCGUCCAGCUCGUCUGCGUCGGGGAUUUUUUCCAACUGCCGCCGGUAGAUCUCGGGGAGUACGGCAAGGGCUUCGCGUUCCAGAGCUACGCUUGGGGUAGAGUUGGACUCUCCCCAAAUGCACCUGGGUGUUUACUCCUCAAGCAGUCCAUCCGCCAGAGCGGGGACUCGAAAUUCGCUUCACUGCUAGAUGGAUUGAGGCAUGGGAACCUAUCCACCCAAGCGAAGGACGCCUUAGAUGCGUGCCAUGUGCGGUGCAAGCCCCCGCCGUCCGAUAACAUCGUACCCACCAAAUUGUACUGUACGAAUAGAAACGUCGACGACGAGAAUUUGAGGAGAUUGAAGGCCCUGCCUGGUACUAUCGAGCAGAUUUCAGCGAAAGACGACUGGCGCGGCACGCCUAAUUCAGAUGCGCGGCGCCAGUGCGAGGACAAAGCUUCGAAGAAUAAUGCCCCACCUAUAUUUGCGUGCAAGGUCGGUGCGCAAGUAGUAUUACUCAAAAACAUGCCCGAAUAUGGAUUAGUAAACGGUUCCCGAGGCGUCGUCGAGUCGUUCGAGCGGCGCAAGGUCACGACUCAAAGAGAAAACGUGGUCAUCAAGGACGCCGUCGUCCCGAUCAUAUCUUUCGAGAACGGCAUUAAAAGAUCGAUAGAGCCCGUGUCGCAGUGGUACCCGGCGAACACGUCCUCCGCCGCUCUUGUACGGACGCAAGUACCUCUGAAACUAGCCUGGGCAUUAACCGUACAUAAGAGCCAGGGCAUGACGUUAUCUCGCGUCGAGGUGCAGCUGGCGAACGCCUUCGAGUACGGCCAGGCCUACGUCGCGCUGUCGCGGGCGACGGACCUCCAAGGGUUGUGGCUGCGGGGCCCGCCCCUGGAAAAGAGCGCCGUCAAGGCCCACCCCGACGUGAAGAAAUUCUACGCGGCGCUCGAGCCGCCGCCGCCGUCCUCCCUGACGGAGGAGCAGCGCGCGCGCAUCGCGCGGAACAAGGCCGCCGCGCAAGCGAAGCGCCAGCCCGCCUUCCAGGCGCGGUCGGACCCGGCGCCGCCGCCUGCCUUUCAGGCGCGGUCGGCGCCUCCUGUGCCGCAAGCGCGCUCGGCGCCCGUGCCGCCGCCCGUGGCCGAGCCGGUUCAGGCGCGCUCGGCGCCCGCGCCGCCGCCGCCGCAAGCGCGCUCGGCGCCGCCUGCACCCGAGCCGUUUCAGGCGCGCUCGGGCCCGCCGGUACCGCCCGUGGCGUUCCAGCCGGCGUCGGUCGCGGCGCCCCCGGAGGACGAGUCGCCGCGCGCGACGUCUGCUGCAGUCGUGUCCGCGCCGCCGUCGUUGACCGACGAGCAGCGAGCUCGGAUCGCGCGGAACAAGGCCGCGGCGCAAGCGCGGCGAGGACGCAAGGACUCGGGCGCGUCGAACUCCUCGUCGUAA
This is a messenger RNA of Pelagomonas calceolata, 2360 nucleotides long. Lineage: Eukaryota; Pelagophyceae; Pelagomonadales; Pelagomonadaceae. The record is from the annotation of a GenBank genome assembly.